AUUAUUCCGUAUUUAUAAACACUUCCCAAAGGAGGCUAAAAAGAGAUCUCUCUUUCUCUCUGUUCAUCAUUGCAUAGCGAAUCGCAGAGGGUCUCUGCUUGUACUCCGAUUAUUUUCGAUCUUGGUUUAUGAGCUCGAAGGAGAAACCCACUCUAGGUGGCACGCGGAUUAAGACCCGCAAACGGAAUAUUGCAGCGCCGCUGGACCCUGCAGCAUUUGCAGAUGCAGUGGUCCAGAUCUAUUUGGAUAAUGCUGGUGAUCUGGAACUCGUUGCUAAGAGCAUUGAGUCAUCAGAACUUAACUUCUCUAGAUACGGUGACACUUUUUUUGAGGUUGUAUUCACAGGUGGUCGUACUCAACCUGGAACAGUUAAACCUGAUGAGGGGGAGCGCCACCCUUACUCUGUAAUUGAGUGUGAGCCAGAGCGCGAAGCCAUUUUGCCAUCUGUAAUCUACGUGCAAAAGAUCUUAAGGCGAAAGCCAUUUCUUAUAAAGAACCUUGAAAAUGUUAUGCGUCGACUAUUGCAGUCGUUGGAACUUUUUGAGGAAAAGGAAAGGAAGAAGUUGGCUAUUUUUACAGCCCUUGCCUUUUCUCAGAAAUUGUCAGGUCUCCCACCAGAGACUGUGUUCCAACCAUUGCUCAAAGAUAACCUUGUUGCAAAAGGAAUAGUUCUCUCAUUCAUCACAGACUUUUUCAAGGAAUAUUUGAUUGAGAACAGUGUUGAUGACUUGAUCUCAAUUUGUAAGCGGGGUAAAAUGGAGGACAAUCUUAUGGAGUUCUUCCCAUCAGCAAAAAGGACCCCUGAAGCUUUCUCCGAGCACUUCACCAAUGCUGGACUCUUGCCCUUGGUUGAAUACAAUGAGAAGAAGAUUUUUGAGGUGAAACUCAAGGAAAUGAAAGCUGCAUUAACAGCUCAGAUAUCUGAAGAAGCUGAUAUCUCUGAAGUCAUAGAUACUGUAAAGCAGCAUAUUAAAGAUGCUAAACUACCUGAUGUUGAGGUUGUACGAAUUCUGUGGGAUGUCUUGAUGGAUGCUGUACAAUGGUCUGGGAAAAACCAACAGCAGAAUUCUAAUUUAGCUCUGCGCCAGGUGAAAACAUGGGCAAAACUGCUGAACGAGUUUUGUACUACUGGAAAGCUUGAACUGGAACUCAUAUACAAAGUUCAAGUCCAGUGUUACGAGGAUACUAAGCUGAUGAAGUUGUUCCCUGAAAUUGUAAGGUCUCUUUAUGACCAGGAUGUACUUGCUGAAGACACUAUUCUUCAUUGGUUCCGCAAAGGAACAAACCCUAAGGGCAGACAAUCUUUUGUGAAGUCACUGGAGCCCUUUGUCAAGUGGCUCGAGGAGGCAGAGGAAGAGGACUAACUUUGUCGUGGUACUGGCUGCCUUAGUUGAUGAUUGUGUCCUGUUAAAUUAUUGCACUUUAUAGUAUCAACUUAUGCAAUGUUGGUGUUGUUCCUGCGACAAUUGUGUAUGUUUUUUAUUUUUAUUUAUCCCUUAAACAUGUUCUCGAGCAUCUGAUGCUCGCCGAAACUAAUAUGAAACUGUUACUUUGCUUUGCUUCAGAUGUUGUAACAAUUUGUUGUACUCCCCGUGUGUUUGAAGUAUGCAAAGUUCCCUUAAAUUAUUGUCGUUU
Molecule: messenger RNA, 1635 nt
Organism: Ipomoea triloba (trilobed morning glory)
Lineage: Eukaryota; Viridiplantae; Streptophyta; Magnoliopsida; Solanales; Convolvulaceae
Product: basic leucine zipper and W2 domain-containing protein 2-like
Exons: 8
Coding region: 129-1364 (411 amino acids)
Cellular component (GO): cytoplasm; membrane
Molecular function (GO): protein binding
Source: RefSeq, a predicted model, not a curated record